Oncorhynchus mykiss (rainbow trout) is the source of this 1850-nucleotide messenger RNA. NCBI's taxonomy places the organism in Eukaryota, Metazoa, Chordata, Actinopteri, Salmoniformes, Salmonidae. The record is from RefSeq and is a predicted model, not a curated record.
GUGCGAAGUUCCUAUAUAUUGGCGGGAACUGGAACAAGCUGUGGUACACGUCGAUCCAGACCACCCCAAACAGGCUCAAUGGGUGACAUGUCUAGCCAAAUCAGGUCAAGUCUGAGGCUGGUAACAUCAACAGUGAGGACAAACCCAGCCUGCCUCUCUCCUUCCACACUGAGUCCAAACCUACAGUCACUGGGUCCUGAUUGUGACAGUGGAGCCCAGUUUGCACUGCAGGAUCCAGAGAUGGCAUCAGUGAAGCUGGAAGACUGCAGUCAAACACUGGAGCUGAAUGCCAACAUUAAAGAUGAAGCAGAGGAGAAACCGGUUUCUCUUAAACAACUGGAAUUAAGUCUGAGGCCGGUAACAUCAACAGUGAGGACAAACCCAGCCUGCCUCUCUCCUUCCGCACGGAGUCCAAACCUACAUUCACUGGGUCCUGAUUGUGACAGUGGAGCCCAGUUUGCACUGCAGGAUCCAGAGAUGGCAUCAGUGAAGCUGGAAGACUGCAGUCAAACAAUGGAGCUGAAUGUCAACAUUAAAGAUGAAGAAGAUAAGAUUGGGAAAUCUCUUUCUCAUGGAGACCGUGUUGAGACAUUCUCGACAUCCAGAGAACAACAGCAGGAAGCUCACAGAGCUAAGAGGUCUCACCACUGUCCACAUUGUGAGGAGAAUUUUUCAAUUCUAUCAAAGCUAAAAUUACAUGUAAAAAUACACACAGGAGAGAAUCUGUAUUCCUGUACUGACUGUGGGAAGAAUUUUACAACAUCAAAGGCUCUGACAGUUCAUCAGAGAGUGCACAGAGGAGAGAAGCCUUAUUCCUGCUCUGACUGUGGGGCGAGUUUCUCUCAACUGGGCACCUUAAAAAGACAUGAACGUAUACACAAAGGAGAGAAGCCUUACUCCUGCUCUGACUGUGGGGCGAGUUUCUCUCAACUGGGCGACUUAAAAACACAUGAACGUAUACAUACAGGAGAGAAGCCUUACUCCUGCUCUGACUGUGAAAAAUGCUUCAAAAGAUCAACUGCUCUAAAAGUUCACCAAAGAAAUCACACAGGAGAAAAGCCUUACUCCUGCUCUGACUGUGGAAAGAGUUUCUCUCAACUGGGCGACUUAAAAACACAUGAACGUAUACAUACAGGAGAGAAGCCUUACUCCUGCUCUGACUGUGAAAAAUGCUUCAAAACAUCAACUGAGCAAAAAGUUCACCAGAGAACACACACAGGAGAGAAGCCUUACUCCUGCUCUGACUGUGGAAAGAGCUUCUCUCAACUGGGGGACUUAAAAACACAUGAACGUAUACAUACAGGAGUGAAGCCUUACUCCUGCUCUGACUGCGGAAAGAGCUUCUCUCAACUGGGCCACUUAAAAACACAUGAACGUAUACAUACAGGAGUGAAGCCUUAUUCCUGCUCUGACUGUGGAAAGAGUUUCUCUCAACUGGACAACUUAAAAAGACAUGAACGUAUACAUACAGGAGUGAAGCCUUACUCCUGCUCUGACUGUAGAAAGAGUUUCUCUAAACUGGACAACUUAAAAAGACAUGAACGUAUACAUACAGGAGAGAAGCCUUACUCCUGCUCUUAAUGCGGCAAGAGUUUCUCCCGAUUGGGCAACGUAAAGACACACCACCGGAUACACACUUGACUGAAGCCUUAUCACUGCACUGACUGUGAGAAGAGAUUCUACAGAUUGGGCCAUUUUAAAAAGACACCAAUGUAUACAUAAAGGAGAGAAGCCUCAUCAGUUCUCUCAGUCCAGCUAAGAUUUGUCACUUAAUUCUCAUGUCAUUAAAUAAUUGGCAACAUUGAAUUGGAUCAAAUGAAGCGUAGAACGCUCUAUUGUAAAAAACAAAA